AUGUCUGAGCAAGACCUUCAUCAAAUUGAAUACAUUGAAUUGAGAAGCAGAUUUAAAUACUACAUCGAUGUAUAUAUUGCAUUGUAUCAACUGAAAACGGAAAACAAAGAAGAAUUAAACUCAAUUUACAAAAUGAUCAAAACCGAAUUGAUUGAUUCAAAGAAUUAUCGACCACAAAAUAUAAUCAAAGAUAUUUUAGAUAUAAUCCCAUAUAAUAAUCGCUAUAUAAAGUCAUAUUUAUAUCUUGCCAAACUCGUAUAUGAUGAUUAUAAUGUCACAUAUGUCAAAGUUGAACAUAUUUCAAACUUCCUGUUUUACAAAGAAUUUGGAAUUAAAUUAGACGAAUCCGAUGAUUUCAAAAUAACUCAAUAUGAAGAUCUCGAUAUUUAUGCAAAAAAUACAAUUCCCAGAGCAAUUAUGGAUGAUGAUAAAGAAAGAUUCAUCUGCUUCAUUGAAAGCGAAAGAUUUGACGAAGAUCAAAAAUUUUAUAGCAAAUUUUUCCCAGAAUCUUAUGAAGUAUAUUCAUUACUUGAAUUAUGUUGUUACUAUGGAGCUGUUGAUUGUUUCAAGUUAUUAAUAACUAAAUUUAACUCAAAAAUAACUCAAGCAUGUCUAAAAUAUUCAAUUUUAGGAGGAAAUCCAGGUAUCAUUAGUGAAUGUUUGAAAUAUCAAAAACCAAAUGAAGAAUGCAUGAGAUAUGCAAUUAUUUCACACAACAUUGAUUUUGUUACGUUCUUGAUGAAUGAAUACAAUUUAGAGAUCGAUUUAGAAGAUUGUGAAAUUUACAAUAAUCUUGAAUCCUUUUUAGUUUAUUUUGAUCAAACUAAUGAUGUUAGCAAAUGCUUUAUUAUUUCAGCAAGGUUCAAUAUUCCAUCUCUCUGUGAAUAUUUCCUUUCUAUUGGUGCAAAUAUCAAUGAAAAAGAUAAAUAUGGACAAACAGUUCUUCAUUAUGCAGCAGAACAUAAUAGUACAGAAACUGCUGAAUUUUUUAUUUCACAUGGUGCAAAUAUCAAUGAAAAAGAUAAUAAUGGAGCAACAGCUCUUCAUUAUGCAGCAAGAUCUAAUAGAAAAGAAACAGCCCAACUUCUUAUCUCACAUGGUGCAAAUAUCAAUGAAAAAGAUAAUGAUGGAAAAACCGCUCUUCAUUAUGCAGCUCAGAAUUAUAGUAAAGAAACUGCUGAACUUCUUAUUUCACAUGGUGCAAAUAUCAAUGAAAAAGAUAAUAAUGGAGUAACAGUUCUUCAUAUUGCAGCAGAAAAUAAUUGUAAAGAAAUAUCUGAACUUCUUAUUUCACAUGGUGCAAAUAUCAAUGAAAAAGAUAAAUAUGGACAAACAGUUCUUCAUUAUGCAGCAAGAUCUAAUAGUACAGAAACUGCUGAACUUCUUAUUUCACAUGGUGCAAAUAUCAAUGAAAAAGAUAAAUAUGGAGAAACCACCCUUCGUUAUGCAGCAAGAUUUAAUAGAAAAGAAAUAGUUGAACUUCUUAUUUCACAUGGUGCAAAUAUCAAUGAAAAAGAUAAAUAUGGAGCAACAGCUCUUCAUAAAGCAGCUCAGAAUUAUAGUAAAGAAACUGCUGAACUUCUUAUUUCACAUGGUGCAAAUAUCAAUGAAAAAGAUAAAUAUGGAGCAACAGCUCUUCAUUAUGCAGCUCAGAAUUAUAGUAAAGAAACUGCUGAACUUCUUAUUUCACAUGGUGCAAAUAUCAAUGAAAAAGAUAAUAAUGGAGUAACAGCUCUUCAUUAUGCAGCAAGAUCUAAUAGAAAAGAAACAGUUGAACUUCUUAUUUCACAUGGUGCAAAUAUCAAUGAAAAAGAUAAUAAUGGGAGCAACAGCUCUUCAUUAUGCAGCUCAGAAUUAUAG
Trichomonas vaginalis G3 is the source of this 1860-nucleotide messenger RNA. Its product is annotated as ankyrin repeat and SOCS box-containing protein 4 family. Bases 1 to 1860 code for a protein of 619 amino acids. The transcript has a single exon. NCBI's taxonomy places the organism in Eukaryota, Parabasalia, Trichomonadida, Trichomonadidae. The record is from RefSeq and is a predicted model, not a curated record. Gene Ontology annotation, molecular function: protein binding.